AUGGAAACACUUCUACAUAGCGAAAUAUUAAAGAAAUAUAAAGAAGAAACAAAUGAAUAUAUAAAAAAAAAGAACGUUGAGAAAUUAUUUGACAUUAUUUUAAAAAAUGUUUUAAUAAAUAAACCUGAUAAUAUUUAUUUAUAUAUAUAUAACAACAUUUAUUCUUUCCUUCUGAAUAAAAUUUUUAUAAUGGGUCCUCCAGUUUUGAAAAUUACAUCUAUGUUAUCUUCUCAUAUUUCUGAAUUCUUUAAUUAUUAUCAUAUAUCCUUACCUAUCUUAAUACAACAGUAUAAAUUAAAUAAAGGAGAAAGCUCAAAUAAUAAAAUCAUAGUUAAUGAUGAAAUCAUUUCUUUUAUCCUUAAAGAGAACAUACAUAACUUAGACUCAAAGAAAAAGAAAGGUUAUAUUGUGGAAGGAUAUCCCAACAAUAAUCUUCAAGCAUAUAGCUGUCUCAAAUAUUUACCAUCUCAUGUUUUUGUUUUAUACGCCGAUGAAGAAUAUAUAUAUAAAAAAUAUGAAGAAGAAAAUGAUAUUGCCAUUUUUUCAUAUACACAAAAAAAAGACUAUGAUAUUAAUGAACCCCAUGAAAUAAAUAAUAUAGAUGUGAAACCUUUAAAGGACCAAGUUCUUUCCUAUAUAAGAAAUAUAUCCGAUAUGUUAACUAUCCUAGGAACUAAUAAAAAGGUUUUGAACUUACACGAUUUUAAUGAUCAGAUGUUAAUUGAUCACGUUAAAAAUGAAGUUUCCAAAAAUAAAGAUGAAUGGGAUUCGACUUUAAACGGUGAUAUAUAA
Messenger RNA from Plasmodium falciparum 3D7, 792 nucleotides. It is a transcript of the gene AKLP2, whose product is annotated as adenylate kinase-like protein 2. NCBI's taxonomy places the organism in Eukaryota, Apicomplexa, Aconoidasida, Haemosporida, Plasmodiidae. The record is from RefSeq and is a predicted model, not a curated record.